AUGGUGUCUCUGAGCUCGCUGGGUAUGGUCUCCUCUCUCCAGGUCACCAGAACGAGGGAGUAUAAGCACUACAACAGGGAUGGACCUCCGUUUGAAUCUCUUGGCAGGGAUUCCAUCGGUGCCUAUGGCCUUGUUGUCUUUCAUCUUUUUUGUGGAUCCUUGGAUUUCGCAGAUGGAGGGUUCACGAUCCAUAUAGAGCCAGACAGGCUCUGCAGAUUUAAGGAAUGUUUUAAGGGAAGCUGGGCCACUCACAAGUUACUUCACAAGAAAGCAAAAGAUGAAAAAGCUAAGCGUGAAAUUUCUUCUUGGACUAUGGAAGGUGAAAUAAAUACAGAUCCCUGGGCUGGUUAUCGAUAUACUGGUAAACUCAGGCCACAUUAUCCACUAAUGCCAACGAGGCCUGUGCCAAGUUACAUUCAAAGACCGGAUUAUGCUGAUCACCCACUAGGCAUGUCUGAAUCAGAACAGGCACUUAAAGGAACGUCUCAAAUAAAAAUCCUCUCAUCUGAAGAUAUAGAAGGGAUGAGAGUAGUGUGUAGGCUCGCUAGAGAAGUGUUGGAUGUUGCUGCAAUGAUGGUGAAACCAGGCAUAACUACUGAAGAAAUAGAUCAUGCUGUCCAUCUAGCCUGCAUUGCCAGGAACUGCUAUCCUUCCCCACUGAAUUAUUAUAAUUUCCCCAAGUCAUGCUGUACGUCAGUGAAUGAAGUGAUCUGCCAUGGAAUUCCUGACAGACGGCCAUUGCAAGAGAGUGAUAUUGUUAAUGUGGAUAUCACUAUAUAUCGCAAUGGUUAUCAUGGGGAUCUGAAUGAGACGUUUUAUGUUGGAGACGUUGAUGAGGGUGCAAGGAGGCUAGUUCAGACAACUUAUGAGUGCCUAAUGCAAGCAAUUGAUGCAGUAAAACCUGGCGUUCGAUAUAGAGAGCUGGGAAAUAUUAUUCAGAAACACGCCCAAGCAAAUGGCUUUUCAGUUGUUCGGAGCUACUGUGGGCAUGGGAUCCACAAGCUUUUCCAUACUGCUCCUAAUGUGCCACAUUAUGCCAAAAAUAAGGCUGUUGGAGUGAUGAAGCCUGGUCAUGUCUUUACAAUUGAACCAAUGAUUUGUGAAGGUGGGUGGCAAGAUGAAACCUGGCCUGAUGGCUGGACUGCAGUGACAAGAGAUGGAAAGCGGUCUGCACAGUUUGAGCACACGCUUCUGGUCACAGAUACUGGUUGUGAAAUCUUAACCCGGCGAUUGGACAGUAUUCGUCCUCACUUCAUGUCCCAGUGUUAGUUUAGACUGAACUGAUGGAUAUGAGUAUCUUUUGUCUCUGUACUAUGCAUUUUAUUAAGAGUACAGAACAGAGGGGGAUUUUAUCAUUUGUUUUGUUCUCAUUGACUGUAGUUAAGAGAGGAAUACAGCAUUUGGUACAUAUUUUGAAGAACCUGACCCAGCAUCUGAAAAAGAAGUAUUUAAAAUAUUUUCUGCUUCCAUCCUGUCCACAACACACUGUAUUUUCUUUAUUUUUGUUUUCUUUCAUUUCCCCCCCCCUUGCUUUCAACCCGACCUACAGUUUUUUCUGCACAUGCAUGGUAUUAUCUAGAAAGUGUAGGUUACUUUCCCACUGAGGACUUGAUGUGUUGUGCAUCAAGUCUUUUCUCACUUCUUCAAUGUGCCUGACCUUUCUCUAUGUAUAGUGGCACCUGCAAUUUUAAUUGUUGCCAUUUCUGCAAAUGGGCUUUGUUUAUAACCAGACAGAGGAGGGGGAUAACUACUUAGAAAGAGGCACUUGUUGCCAAGACUUGUCUUCCUUAGUUCUGUCCCAGAUCUUUGUCAAUUGCCACUGCUGUAAUUGAGACCAUAGACAUCUUUCUUGCUGGAAAUUGUUAAUGCUGCUUCUCUGCUUAUAAAAUCACUUGAAAAUUGCUUCCUGCAAAGAGCUGCCUUUCUGAAGAGCAGAAUUUUCGGUGGUCAGAAUUUUCGGUGCACCAAAAGUUCACCGUGAAACUGCUACUUCAUACCUGAACAUGAAAAGGAAUAAGCUGGGUCACCAAGACAAAAUUAUUUACACGCUACUGUGCAUGUUAUUGAGGGGCCUCUCCCCUAGAGAUAUGAGGGGAUGGGGACUGCAAAGUGCAGACAUUACAGCAAGAGGAGAUUCAGAACUAUUUCAAAAUAAUGCUCAUAUCUGAGUGAAGAGGAAAUGUCUGAGCUACUGCUGCUGUAUUAGUUUUCUUGGAAUUUUAAGAAAGUUUUAUGUGAAUUUCAAGCUCUUGAGAAGUGUCAGGCUGACAGCCCUGGAAACUGAAGUGCUGGCCUCAGACCAGAUACAGUGUGGGCAGCAGUAGAACAAUUUUCCCCAUGCAUCUUGACUAGGGUGCCACCAUCCUGCUCUGAAAGGAGUAUGGGAGCUGGUUAGCCUCUCCCCCUGCCCUACCCUUGAGUCUUUAGUGUUUCUGCCGAGAUUUUUUUCUUUUCUGAAUCAGUAAUGAAAAUGGUUUCACCCACAGUUGCAGUUCCAAUGUCUAUUUUCCUUGAAACACUAUAAUGCCAGAAAAACUUAAACCAAUGAAGACAAAUCAAAUCAUAAAAUCAUGGGCAUAAAGUGCACAUUUUACUUGGUGUCUGACUUCUUGUCACACAGCGGGCCUGGUCUUUGAAGGCACUGAGUGUUCUCACCUGUUGUUGGCACCAAUUAAACUUGAGAGCAAUUAAUGCAUCACAGAACUGGACCCAUUGUGGACACAAUGAAAUGUGAAACUUGCCAGAAAAUGUCUUCUCUUCCCACAGUGCCUCAGACCUUUAUUGCUGUAAGAGUAUCAUUGUGAUAACAUUUUCAUUACCUUUAUUAUUUUUAAUGAUACAGUAAAAAAUGACCUAAAAUGGUUCACACGUGUGCGCACGUGUGUAAGUGUAGAUUUUAACAAAACAGACUGCAAUAUUUGAGUGGAAUUACCUGUGUUGAGUGCCAUGUAUGUAAUGUACUAAGGAGAUUAAAAGUUGGGAUGACUA
Molecule: messenger RNA, 2988 nt
Organism: Pelodiscus sinensis (Chinese soft-shelled turtle)
Lineage: Eukaryota; Metazoa; Chordata; Testudines; Trionychidae
Source: RefSeq, a predicted model, not a curated record